Molecule: messenger RNA, 738 nt
Organism: Letharia lupina
Lineage: Eukaryota; Fungi; Ascomycota; Lecanoromycetes; Lecanorales; Parmeliaceae
Exons: 2
Coding region: 1-738 (245 amino acids)
Source: RefSeq, a predicted model, not a curated record
AUGACCUUCAUGGACUCCAUCCUAGACCACCGCUCGCCCACCACAGACCACGUUUUCAAAACCGGCAUCGCCCUCUCCACCCACCCAUCCACCUCCUGCAUCGAACCCCUCCCGCGCCUCGACUACUUCCUCCUGAACCGACUCAUCACCCUCGCGCGUCCCUACCUCACCAAGCGCCAACUCAAGCGCAUGGACUACAUGGCCGACGGCCGACGGAGCUUCUACGAGGCCCAUCACAAAUCCCAGGUCGCGUACCGCGACCUCCUCGACGCGUACGCCUGCGCCGAAACCCUCGACCGAACCUCCGAGGCGCUACGCCGUCAGCUCGCUCACACCCUCGCCGGCGACGACGACAACAACAACAACGACGCGACGGCGGCCACGUUGCGACACCGCCUCGUCACCCUCGAGACCCAGCGCCGCGCCACCAACGAGGACAUGCGCCUCCGCCUCCACGUCCUCCGCGCCAAGGCCAAAAACCGCCACCACGUCGCGGCCUGGUACUCGGACCUCAAGGUCGUCUUCCUGCGGGACGAGAUGCCCUGGCUCGCGGCGUUGGGGCGGCGCAGUUACGAUCGGGCCGCGGGACGGCGGGGGUCGGACCGCGGGUCCGACGGCGGAGGAGGGUCGGCGGCGGGGGGGGAGGACGAGUGCGUUGGUCCGGUGUGUUUUCUCGGUAUCAGAGAGCGAAGUGGUGUCAUCAAAAUGACGAUGGGUACCGAUAUUGAGUUUAGUUAA